GUUUAAAAAAUUGACCCAUUAUAGUGUGGGUAGUAUAGCCUAUGACCGAUCCUCCCAAUACGAGUGAAGAAGAGUCUUAUUUGCUUAGAAAAAACGGAAACCAGGUUUUAAGUGUGAGACGCCGCGUAUCUACACUUAGCCAGCCGUGCUCACAUAGUCACAGUUCAUUUUCUUCUUCUUCUUCUCACAACCUCACCACCACCGCUGCUUCUCCUUUUCCCUCUCACCGCCACCGCGGCCCCCAUCUGUCUUCUCUAAAUUCUUCUCCCUUUAUCGUUUUCCUUGAAAGCUAUGGAGAAACAAAACGGCGAAAAAAUGGAAGCAAAGAAAGUGAAGAUACUGAACACGAGCUCACUACAAAUAAACCAACAAGAUGCAUUUCGUUUGGUUGGUUCAAUUGUAGAAAAGGGUAUUGAUAAUGAUGGUGUCUCACAAAACAAGCCAAACCCUUUUUACUCUUUUCCUAAACCCACUGUUGUUCCUUUUCCUGUUGCACGUCAUCGUUCUCAUGGUCCUCAUUGGUCUCCACUGAAUAGUAAAGGGGGUUAUGAUCAUGACAAUGAUGCUAGUGACAAUGAUGUUGAAGAUGAAGAAGACAGCGACUUAAUGGGGUUUGAGAAAGUUGCUGCCUUUGCUAAUCCAGUGCAUAGGAAGAAGAAAAAGGGUUUGGAUUUGGGAAAAUGGAAAGAGAUAACUCAAGAUGAUAAAUCUUCUGUAGGGAUGGAUUUAGAAAAGGAUGUAUCAAUCUCUAGCCAAACUACAGGGAAAAAGAAGAAUGGAAAAGGUGGUAAGAUUACAGAAAAGAAAAUCUCAUCUGAUUCCGAUGAUAGUGCAUUUGCUUCUAUGGAAGUGGAUGCUAAGCCGCAGUUAGACAAAUCAGAUGACGGUUUUAUCAAUUCUGGCGCUUCCAUGGAAUUAGAUACUUCAAAUAAGGAGGAUCAUCAGAAAAAAGUUGAAUAUGCCGUAACUUUUGAUGACAAGAAAGAAAAGGAAUUUGCUUCCAAACAAGACCAAAUAUGCACUGAUAGAAUGCCUGAUCACAGUUCCACAUCUGACAAAAAUGACUUCAUACAUGAACAGGAGUCCACAUCUCUUGAGAGUGAAAUUGAUUCUGAGAAUCGAGCUCGGAUCCAGCAAAUGUCAGCUGAGGAGAUUGCAGAAGCCAGGGCUGAUAUAAUGGAGAAGAUAAGUCCUUCGUUACUGAAAGUACUGCAAAAAAGGGGUAUGGAGAAAUUGAAGAAACCCAAUAGUUCUAAAUCCGAAGUGGGUACUGUUUCAAAAUCUGUUAAUCAACAAGUUCAGAGUACUCAAGAAGCUAAACGUUUGCAGACAGAGGAUAACAUCUCCAAAAAACAGUUGGAUGAUAAGAAUGUUAGUGGAAAGACUUCAACCACCACAAGUAGUAGUGCAUGGAAUGCUUGGAGCAAUAGAGUUGAGGCCGUUAGGGAAUUACGAUUUUCAUUGUCUGGGGAUGUUGUUGAUACUGAACAGGAGCCUGUGUAUGAUAAUAUCACUGAACGUGACUAUUUGAGGACUGAGGGAGAUCCUGGUGCAGCUGGUUAUACAAUUAAAGAAGCACUGGCACUUACAAGAAGUGUGGUGCCUGGACAAAGAUCCCUUGCAUUGCAUCUCCUUUCAUCUGUUCUUGACAAGGCACUAAGCUAUAUUUGCAAAGACAGAACUGGAAAUAUGACACAAAAGGGGAACGAAGUCGAAAAACCAGUUGACUGGGUGGCUGUUUGGACUUAUGCACUUGGUCCUCAACCAGAGCUUGCGUUGUCACUAAGGAUAUGUCUCGAUGAUAACCACAAUUCAGUGGUUAUGGCCUGUGCAAAGGUUGUUCAAUCUGCAUUGAGUUGUGAUGUGAAUGAGAACUACUUUGAUAUCUCAGAGAACAUGGCAACUUGUGAUAAAGAUAUUUGCACAGCUCCAGUUUUUAGGAGCAGGCCAGAUAUUUCUCUUGGAUUCCUUCAGGGAGGAUACUGGAAGUACAGUGCAAAACCUUCUAAUAUUCUACCUUUUAGCGGGGAUUCUAUGGAUAAUGAGAGUGACGAGAAACACACAAUUCAAGAUGAUGUAUUUGUUGCUGGACAAGAUUUUACUGCAGGCCUAGUUCGCAUGGGUGUCCUUCCUAGACUUCGUUAUCUUUUGGAGAAUGAUCCUAGUGCAGCUUUGGAAGAGUGUGUUGUUUCUAUACUGAUUGCCAUAGCAAGGCAUUCACCUUCAUGUGCUAAUGCAGUGCUGAAGUGCGAAAGACUUAUUCAGACAAUUGUGCAAAGAUUUACUGUUGGCAAUUUUGAAAUUCGAUCUUCCAUGAUAAAAUCUGUAAAACUCUUGAAGGUCUUAGCUCGGUUGGACCGGAAAACUUGUUUAGAGUUUAUUAAGAAUGGGUACUUCAAUGCCAUGACUUGGAAUUUAUAUCAACUUCCUUUGUCCAUUGACGACUGGCUAAAGUUAGGGAAGGAAAAAUGUAAACUCAAGUCUGCUCUGACUAUUGAACAACUGCGUUUCUGGAGGGUUUGUAUUCGAUAUGGAUAUUGUGUGUCUCAUUUCUCCCAGAUAUUCCCUGCCUUGUGUUUUUGGUUGGAUCUUCCUUCAUUUGAAAAACUUAUCAAAAAUAAUGUUCUGUAUGAAUCUACUUGCAUAUCUAGGGAGGCAUAUCUUGUUUUGGAGUCUUUGGCCGGAAGACUUCCAAAUUUAUUUUCACAGCAGUGUCUAACAAAUCAACAUCCUGAGUCCACUGAUGAUACUGAGUUCUGGUCUUGGAGCUAUGUUGGUCCGAUGGUUGACUUAGCCAUAAAGUGGAUUGCAACAAGAAGUGAUCCAGAAGUAUCUAAAUUGUUUGAGGGACAAGAAGGGGUAAGUGACUUUACUUUAGGAGGAGAUCUUUCCGCAACUCCUUUGUUAUGGGUGUAUGCAGCUGUGACUCACAUGCUUUUCAGAGUUCUUGAAAAAGUGACAUUGGGGGAUGCUAUCACCCUACAGGAAGCUAAUGGGCAUGUACCAUGGCUUCCAGAAUUUGUCCCGAAGAUUGGACUUGAGUUGGUGAAAUAUUGGCAUUUGGGCUUUUCAGUUGCCUUUGGGACAAAAUCUGGAAGAGAUUCUGGUGAUGAAUCUUUUAUGAAGGAUCUAAUUCAUUUGAGGCAGAAGGGUGAUAUUGAAAUGUCUUUGGCUACCACUUGUUGCCUAAAUGGAAUGAUCAAUAUUAUUACUAAGAUCGAUGAUCUGAUACGGUCUGCCAAGACUGGCGUUCGUAGUCCUCCAGGUCAAGAACAAAGUCUAUCAAAAGAAGAAAAAGUGCUUAAGGAAGGUAUAGUUAGUAGCUGUCUGUUUGAAUUAAGGUCUAUGCUAGAUGUUUUCAUAUUUUCAGCUUCUUCGGCAUGGCAACGCAUGCAGUCCAUUGAAAUUUUCGGCAGAGGAGGACCAGCUCCAGGUGUGGGAGUUGGCUGGGGUGCUCAAAGUGGAGGAUUUUGGUCAAAAACAGUUUUAGCGGUUCAAACAGAUGCACGAUUUCUUGUCUAUUUGCUGGAAAUUUUUGAAAAUGCAUCUAAAUAUGUUACCAAUAUAGAAGAAGAAACGACCUUCACCAUGCAACGGAUCAACACUGCCUUGGGGUUAUGUUUAACCGCAGGACCUGGGGAUACGGUUAUUAUGGAGAAGGCAUUGGAUCUAUUGUUCCAUGUCACUGUUUUGAAGCACCUUGACCUCUGUAUACAGAAUUUUCUCCUCAACAGGAGUGGUAAAGCCUUCAGGUGGCAAUAUGAAGAAGACGACUACAUGCACUUCAGUCGGAAUUUAUCAUCACAUUUCAAGAGCAGAUGGUUGUCUGUAAGGGUGAAGUCUAAAGCCGUUGAUGGCAGUAGUUCUUCUGGCAUUAAAGCCACUCCAAAAGAUGAUGUGCGUUUGGAUACGAUAUAUGAGGACUCGGACAUGUCUUCCAUGACAAGUCCAUGCUGUAAUUCUUUAAUUAUAGAAUGGGCUCGGCAGAACCUACCACUUCCGGUCCACUUUUAUCUCAGUCCAAUCUCAACAAUUCCCCUUACCAAGCGAGCUGGUCCUAAAAAAAGUGGUAGUGUACAUAGCACACAUGAUCCGACUAAUUUGCUUGAAGUUGCCAAAUGUGGACUUUUCUUUGUUUUAGGUAUUGAAACAAUGUCUAAUUUUCAAGGAACUGCUAUUCCUUCUCCUAUUCAGCACGUAUCGUUGACAUGGAAGUUACAUUCAUUAUCUGUCAAUUUCCUUGUCGGAAUGGAAAUACUUGAACAAGAUCAGGGCAGGGAAACUUUUGAAGCUUUACAGGAUCUUUAUGGUGAGGUUCUUGAUAAGGAAAGGCUUAAACGAAAUAAAGAAGUAAUUUUGGAUGAUGAAAAGCAUAUUGAGUUCUUGAGAUUCAAAUCUGAGAUUCAUGAGAGUUACUCGAUAUUUAUUGAAGACCUGGUAGAGCAGUUUGCUUCCAUAUCUUAUGGUGAUCUGAUUUUUGGACGGCAAGUUUCACUAUAUUUACACCGCUGUGUUGAAACUUCUAUUCGACUAGCUACCUGGAAUGCGCUGUCUAAUGCUCGUGUUCUUGAUCUUUUGCCACCUUUGGAGAAAUGCUUUUCUGGUGCUGAAGGAUACCUUGAACCUGCAGAGGAUAAUGAAGAGAUUUUGGAGGCUUAUGCCAAGUCAUGGGUUUCUGAUGCGCUUGACAGGGCUGCGAUUCGAGCAUCAGUUUCAUAUACUAUCGCUGUCCAUCACCUUUCGUCGUUCAUAUUUAAUGCUUGUCCAACGGAUAAGUUAUUGCUGCGCAACAGGCUUAUCAGGUCUCUCUUGAGAGAUUAUGUUGGGAAACAGCAACAUGAGGGAAUGUUUAUGAACCUCAUUUGCCAUAACAAGCAAUCAACAUCUGACAUGAAUGAGCAGCUGGAUGAAAAGAACUGGUUGGAGUCAAGGAUGAAAGUAUUGAUUGAGGCAUGUGAGGGAAAUUCUUCUCUUCUGACACAUGUAAAGAAGUUGAAGGCUGCUGCUGAGAAAAGUUCCUUGUGACUGUGAGGUUUACACAAGCAUACAUGUAAAUUUUAGAGAUGCAAAAAAGGGUUACAAAGACUAAUUAGAUUUUGUAAAUGGAUUUUCAAAUGUGCUGAGAUUGGAGUGUUGGUGACAUUUUUAUUCCUUGAUGGAAUGGUUUAGCUAUCAAGAUUUUGUGAAGCAAUUCACCAGCAUGCUGAUGCAUUUUAGGAUAUUUAAAUUUAGAUAAUUAUUUUAUUUAGGACAA
Messenger RNA from Trifolium pratense (red clover), 5254 nucleotides. RefSeq names its product transcriptional elongation regulator MINIYO. The coding region runs from base 292 to 5025 and encodes 1577 amino acids. The transcript is spliced from 10 exons. NCBI's taxonomy places the organism in Eukaryota, Viridiplantae, Streptophyta, Magnoliopsida, Fabales, Fabaceae. The record is from RefSeq and is a predicted model, not a curated record.